Molecule: messenger RNA, 270 nt
Organism: Mycena citricolor
Lineage: Eukaryota; Fungi; Basidiomycota; Agaricomycetes; Agaricales; Mycenaceae
Source: the annotation of a GenBank genome assembly
CCGCAUUUCGGUGCACAUGUCUUUUGUCUCGUACAGCGGCGCGGCGCGUGUAUAAAUCUAGCCCAUUGGUCCCCGUCCCAUAACACCUUCCUCUCUCUCGUUUUCUCUUUGUCGAAACGCGAUGGCUUUCACCAAAGCUCUGGCCCUGCUCGCCGCGUUCGCGGUCGUGGCUGCCGCCAGGAACGAGAAAGUGCUGCACGAGAAGAGAUCGGCUGUCCCAUCGGGCUUCGUCUGCGAAGGGCCCGCCCCUGCUACACACGAACUGCAACU